Molecule: messenger RNA, 1172 nt
Organism: Salvelinus namaycush (lake trout)
Lineage: Eukaryota; Metazoa; Chordata; Actinopteri; Salmoniformes; Salmonidae
Gene: st8sia3
Product: ST8 alpha-N-acetyl-neuraminide alpha-2,8-sialyltransferase 3
Exons: 4
Coding region: 34-1161 (375 amino acids)
Biological process (GO): oligosaccharide metabolic process; N-glycan processing
Molecular function (GO): alpha-N-acetylneuraminate alpha-2,8-sialyltransferase activity
Source: RefSeq, a predicted model, not a curated record
UCGUUGCACAGACGGGGAUGUCAACACCGCAAGAUGGUCCGCAUAGCGAGCGUCCUGGGUUUGAUGAUGUUCAGUGUCGCUCUGCUCAUACUCUCAUUGAUCAGCUACGUGUCAAUAAAAAAAGAUUUUCUCUUCAUGACACCCAAAUAUGCAAAUUCAGGUGGGCCUCGGAUGUAUAUGUUCCAUGCGGGAUUUCGGUCUCAGCUGGCCAUGAAGUACCUGGACCCGGCCUUCACCCCUCUGACCAAGGCCCUGAACGAGGGCCUGCAGGAAAACGCCUCCAAAUGGCGCUAUAACAGAACAGCAUUCACAGAACAGAGAAAAGAGAUCUCUCAACACAUCGACAUCGCCCACAACUUCACCCUGACCCGGAGCAGCGUGCGCGUGGGUCAGCUGAUGCACUAUGACUACUCUAGCCACAAGUACGUCUUCUCUAUCGGAGAGAACUUCAAGUCCCUGCUUCCCGAGGCCUCCCCCAUCGUCAACAAGCACUACAAUGUGUGUGCCGUGGUGGGGAACAGCGGCAUUCUCACAGGGAGUCGCUGCGGUCCCGAGAUCGAGAAGUUCGACUUCGUCUUCCGCUGCAACUUCGCUCCCACCGAGAUCUUCCGUCGGGAUGUGGGGCGGAGGACGAACCUCACGACCUUUAACCCCAGCAUUCUGGAGAAGUACUAUAACAACCUGCUGACCAUCCAAGACAGGAACAACUUCUUCCUGAGUCUGAAGAAGCUGGACAGGGCCAUACUCUGGAUCCCUGCCUUCUUCUUCCAUACCUCGGCCACGGUGACCAGGACACUGGUCGACUUCUUCGUGGAGCACAGAGGACAGCUGAAGGUUCAGCUGGCGUGGCCGGGCAACAUCAUGCAGUACGUCAACAGAUACUGGAAGACCAAGCAGCUGUCACCGAAGCGUCUGAGCACAGGGAUCCUUAUGUACACUCUGGCCUCGUCCAUGUGUGAGGAGAUCCACCUGUACGGCUUCUGGCCCUUUGGCUGGGACCCCAACACGGGCAAGGAGCUGCCCUAUCACUAUUACGACAAGAAGGGUACCAAGUUCACCACCAAGUGGCAGGAGUCCCACCAGCUGCCAGCAGAGUUCAAACUGCUCUAUAGGAUGCACACAGAGGGACUUAUCAAACUAACGCUCUCACAUUGUGCCUAGACUUGACUGGA